AUGAACGGAGUAAUUUCUUUAGUGCUGCUGGUGGCAGUUUUGGCCACUCUAGAUGUUGUCCUAGGUAAACCCAUGGGCAACGUCAUAGAUUUGGACAAGUAUUUCGAGGAGGCAGACACCAAUUCCAACGAGCGUGUGGUUGGAGGUUAUGAUGUACCCCAGGAUGAGUAUGUUCCCUACCAGGUCUCCAUGCAAUUCCUCACUCGCAGUGGAAAGCAAAGGCACUUCUGUGGUGGUUCGCUGAUUGCACCAAAUCGCGUUCUUACCGCUGCUCACUGUGUUAAUGGCCAGAAUGCCAGUCGAAUUAGCGUUGUAUCAGGAAUCAGGGAUCUGAAUGACAGCACAGGAUACCGAUCCCAAGUGCAGUCCUACGAGAUGAACGAGAACUACCAGGAACUGGUGACCAGUGACAUUGCCAUUCUCAAGAUCGAUCCACCUUUUGAAUUGGAUGAUAAGCGAGUGUCCACCAUCGAUGUGAGUGGUUCGGAUUUGGUGGGAGCCGAUCAGGAGGUUCUGCUCACUGGAUGGGGAUCUGUCUUCCACUUUGGAACAGGACCCUUUGCCAAGUAUCCUACUGUACUACAGAAACUGAACUACAAAACACUAAGCAACUCCAAGUGCAAGGAGACAAUGACCCAACUGACGGACACUGAGAUCUGUGCUUUGGAGAGAUUCGGCAAGGGAGCUUGUAAUGGAGACUCUGGCGGUCCUUUGGUCAUGAAGAGUGGUGAGUCCUACAAGCAAGUGGGAGUGGUCUCCUAUGGCACUGCCUUUUGCGCCUCCAACAGUCCUGAUGUCUACACCAGAGUGUCCAUGUUCGAUGGUUGGAUUAAGGAAAGAAUGGCUUAA
This is a messenger RNA of Drosophila ficusphila, 849 nucleotides long. Its product is annotated as chymotrypsin-1. The transcript has 3 exons. Gene Ontology annotation, biological process: proteolysis. Gene Ontology annotation, molecular function: serine-type endopeptidase activity. NCBI's taxonomy places the organism in Eukaryota, Metazoa, Arthropoda, Insecta, Diptera, Drosophilidae. The record is from RefSeq and is a predicted model, not a curated record. The coding region runs from base 1 to 849 and encodes 282 amino acids.